AAUUUUAUCGCAUUUAUUUCAUUCGUUCCGGUUUCUUUCCCCAGAGAGUCGUCAUUACAACUUCCUCCUGUCUCGUGGUUUCUAACGUAUGUCACCUGCAAGUGGUGGGAGAUGUUAUCUGUGACAUUUUUCGAUAUUCAUCUACCCUAAAAGUUUGAAAAUGCAACAUUUCUCCCAGAUGUGAUCAUUAGGUGACAAAAAAUGAUUACCUUAGGAGAGGGUAAUGCCGAAGGGCUUGUGUCGUACGUACGCUGUCCCUCUAAUGCACACAAUAGCCUUAGUAAUACAACAGAUAAAUGGGUAGCACGCCAAAAGAUGCCCAGGACGUCCAAAACGUCGUUCAGGAAAUAGAAACCUACGCCUGCCUAUAGUAGUAAUCGAGUUUACAUGCACCCCUGCUAUUCCGAAACAACGCCCUCUCCACCAAAGGUUAUCUGGAUAAUUUUAUUUCAGGAAUCAGGGCCGAACAACGAAGUUCUUACCUUAAAGGAUUACCAUGUUCAACCCAACAGCAGAAUAUAUUUAUUGGUACUGUUGUAUGCAAUUCCAGAUAGAUUUAACCAGGUUAUCUUCAAUCUUUUAUGGGAAUAUCCGGAGAGUGGCCGUGACUACCUGGAUGCUUCGGUAUUGCUAUACAGUGGAACAAAUUUUGUAGACGUGAUUGAUUUUAGCAAUAGAGAAAGUAAGUCAUGUCCAGGAGUCCAGCAUUCUGGCGAUGUGGUGGAUGAUGACGAGCAAUCGGGUCAUCACACCAUACAUGUGUCAAUCAAAUCGAUUCCGUCUCAUAUCAACAAGCUGAUUUUCACCUUGAGCUCGUGGCAUUCUUCAAAUAUCUCGAAAUAUCCCAGUCUAAGCCUACGAUUCUUCGAUGCAAAGUUUCCUGACAAACAACUGUGCGACGAUAAAAUGAGUCAUGUCGCCUAUUCUCAAGCAAUCAUCAUGUGUUGUUUGAUUAACAGAGGAGGUGGGUGGAAGGUGUUCAGUUUGAAGAGACCCUCCGCUGGUAACGUUUUGAAUUAUCGUCAAAUAAAAAGCACUAGUAUGGCUCUUAUAGAAAAGGGUUACAUAUAAAGGGUUGUUUUGCUUAAACUAAACGACUAUUUGGUUAUUUUGACACUUUCUUGGGUUUUUGACGUGUACGACCUAAAUAAAAUAUACUAUGUUAUAUUUUGGUGGAAAGAAAAGCGUUUGGCGUUCAGUCUGCCCUUAACACUUUUACCAAAUCUUGCAUGCGCGCGGCGUAUUUAGAAUUAAAAUUACUUUUAUUCAACAAUUUUCUGCAAAAUUAAUUUUUCUGCAACUUCAUUAUCGACGAAUUAAUUAGGUAUUGAUUUCACUAAAUGCAACGAAAGGUAAACCAUGUAAAAUCAAUU
Messenger RNA from Dendronephthya gigantea, 1373 nucleotides. RefSeq lists its product as uncharacterized. Bases 388 to 1071 code for a protein of 227 amino acids. NCBI's taxonomy places the organism in Eukaryota, Metazoa, Cnidaria, Anthozoa, Malacalcyonacea, Nephtheidae. The record is from RefSeq and is a predicted model, not a curated record. The transcript has a single exon.